Dracunculus medinensis (Guinea worm) is the source of this 204-nucleotide messenger RNA. The record is from the annotation of a GenBank genome assembly. Lineage: Eukaryota; Metazoa; Nematoda; Chromadorea; Rhabditida; Dracunculidae.
AAAAUUGAAUAUCUCAUUUCAUUUACUACAGGUAUUAAAUAUGGAAGAAUUUGAUUCAGUGAUCGAAGAAUUGUGUCGUAAACGAAUUUCGGCAGCAAUCGAAGAGCGCGAUGAUGAAUGGCGAAGACAUGAACGGUCACAAAUAACAUAUUUACAGAAUGAAAAUGCUCAAAUGUUAAGCGGGUUGCAUACUGAAAUAGAACG